This is a messenger RNA of Galendromus occidentalis (western predatory mite), 486 nucleotides long. RefSeq names its product cuticle protein 16.8. Gene Ontology annotation, molecular function: structural constituent of chitin-based larval cuticle. Bases 16 to 486 code for a protein of 156 amino acids. Lineage: Eukaryota; Metazoa; Arthropoda; Arachnida; Mesostigmata; Phytoseiidae. The record is from RefSeq and is a predicted model, not a curated record. Gene Ontology annotation, cellular component: chitin-based extracellular matrix. The transcript has 2 exons.
CCAUCUAGGAACACGAUGCUCAAGUUCCUUUUGCUCGCUUCAUCUGCCGUUUCUAUGGCCCUUGGGGGGCACAUUGCUCUCUCGGGGGGCCAUGAAGGGGGCUACAGCGACCGGUACGAGUUGGCUCAACAACAAGACACACACGGAUCGCAUGGGGAAUACGCCGAUGUCUAUCCAGUUGAAACCUCCAACCAUUACGAAAAGGAGAUCUACGCUCCGCAACCGUACAAAUUCGGAUACGAAAUUCUCGAUGAGUACGGCAACAAACAAUCUCGUCACGAGGUCUCUGACGAGCACAACGUGAAGAAGGGCUCCUAUUCAUUCACCGAUGCCCACGGAAUUUCCCGGCGAGUGGAUUAUGUAGCGGACGCUCACGGUUUCCGCGCCACGAUCCACACCAAUGAGCCCGGCACGGCACCCUCGAGCCCCGCGGGGGCACAGUACAUAUCUGAUCAGAGCUCGGUGGCCUCCUAUGGAUAUCACUGA